AUGGGCAUUCCCGCAGCGUUUCGAUGGCUCUCGAGCAAGUAUCCGAAAAUCAUCUCGCCUGUGAUAGAGGAGCGGCCCGAAUUUGAUAACCUCUACCUUGACAUGAACGGCAUCGUCCACCCAUGCUCGCACCCAGAGGACAGACCUGCGCCCAAGGACGAGGAGGAAAUGAUGUUGGAGGUGUUCAAGUACACAGAUCGUGUCGUGAACAUGGUUCGCCCACGCAAGAUCCUCAUGAUCGCUGUCGACGGCGUUGCGCCACGAGCCAAAAUGAACCAGCAAAGAUCACGACGGUUCCGGUCGGCCCAGGAGGCCAAGGAGAAGGAGGCAGAGAAGCAAGAGCUCCUGAAGCUUUUGAAGCAGCAGAACAAUGGUGUUUUGCCCCCCGAUCACGAAGAAAAUGUCGCCAAGAAGGCAUUUGACUCUAACUCAAUCACCCCUGGUACACCAUUCAUGGACAUACUCGCCACGAGUCUUCGCUACUGGUGCCAGUACAAACUCAACACCGACCCUGCCUGGGCAAAGCUCAAGGUCAUCAUCUCCGAUGCCACUGUCCCUGGAGAAGGCGAACACAAAAUCAUGUCUUUUAUUCGAUCGCAGCGGGCCUCCUCCGAUCAUGACCCAAACACGCGGCACGUCAUUUACGGCCUCGACGCUGACCUGAUCAUGCUCGGCCUCGCAACGCAUGAGCCCCAUUUCAGGGUACUGCGAGAAGACGUCUUUUUCCAAGAGAGCAAGGCAAGGACGUGCAAGCUGUGCGGACAACGGGGACACGAGGCGCGCGACUGCCGUGGCGAGCAAAAGGACAAGCAGGGCGAGUUUGAUGAGAAGACGCACGGUCUCAGCCUCAAGCCUUUCAUCUGGCUUCAUGUGUCAGUUCUGCGGGAGUAUCUGGCCGCCGAGUUGGCAGUCCCUGGCUUGCCGUAUCGCUUUGAUCUGGAACGCGCCAUUGACGACUGGGUAUUCAUGUGCUGUUUCGUGGGAAACGACUUCUUGCCUCACCUUCCGGCCCUGGAAAUCCGCGAACACGGCAUCGAUACUUUGACAGCGAUAUGGCGGGAUAACCUUCCGACAAUGGGUGGAUUCGUCACAAAGGACGGCUACAUCAAUUGGGAACGAGCACAGCGCAUCUUGGACGGGCUUGCCAAGCAGGAGGAUGCGAUUUUCAAGCGCCGGAAAGAGCAGGAAGACCGCCGGGAGGCGAGUUUCAAGCGGAGAAAGCUACAGGCUGACGGCCAUGCCAUGUCGGGGCGUCAAGGACACGCGGCAAAGUCUAUGAGAAGCGGCCACUCAGACCCCGCUCGCGGCCUGCAACUUCAUCCAAUUGCCUCAUACCCGAGGGAGCUUCCGCGAGCUAUCACUCAUGACAUGGUGGUCAAUCGCGGUGCGCUUCCAGACGCGAACGUCGCGAAUAAGAGUGCAGCGAGCGUUCUCAAGUCGCAGUUGCGUGGCGAGAAGCAGACGCCGAACUCUGACGAUACGACCAAUGGAGCAUCACAGUCCGUCCUUGGGAAACGCAAAGCAUCCCACCCUGAAGAGGCAGUCGGCACUACCGGACAACAGGCAGCGAAAACCGCUACGCCCCCGAUUCCCGUCGAGGGCCCCGUUGAUGCGGUUCGGCUGUGGGAGGACGGGUACGCUGAUCGUUACUAUCAGCAAAAGUUUCACAAAGAAGCCACCGACUUGAAAUUCCGCCAUGAGGUCGCCCGCGCCUACGCAGAAGGACUGGCGUGGGUGUUGCUGUACUACUUCCAGGGAUGCCCCUCGUGGGAUUGGUAUUACCCAUACCACUACGCACCCUUCGCGGCGGACUUCAAGGACAUGGCCGAGAUGGAUAUUACUUUCGACAAGGGGUACACAUCCAGGCCGUUUGAACAGUUAAUGAGUGUUUUGCCAGCUGCUUCUCGUCACGCCCUGCCGGAAGUCUUCCACGAUCUUAUGACGAAUAAGGACAGCGAAAUUAUCGACUUUUAUCCCGAAGACUUCGAGAUAGACCUCAACGGGAAGAAGAUGGCUUGGCAAGGCGUGGCACUGUUGCCAUUCAUCGACAUGCCUCGACUGCUCGCCGCCGUCCAACAAAAGUACCCUUUGCUGAGUCCCGGAGACAUCAUCCGCAACAGCGUUGGAAGGGACGUUCUCCUCUUCGCUGACAGCCAUGAGAGCUUGUACGACGAAGUCUUGACCAGAUUCUACUCGAAGCGCCAAGGCUCCACGAGGCUCAAGCUCAACCCAAAGACAAGCAACGGCCUUUGCGGAAAGGUGGAGAAGCAAGACGACUACGUUCCCCACGGGAUGUUGCGAUAUCCUCUAGAGAGGCGUGCGAUGCCGGACCUAGAUUACGAUCGAUCGAUCAGUGUCUACUACGACAUACCAUUGUCUUCGCAAGCCCAUAAGUCAAUGCUUCUCAGGGGAGCCCAAUUGCCGUCGCCCGCUUUAACGAGGAGCGACAUUGAGAGCGAUCAGAUCCACCUAGUGGACGCCAAGAGCCUGUUUUCUAUGGCCCUGACCGCGACAGGGCAGGUAGACCAGGUCACUAUAAUCCGGGAGGUUUUCGGCAGGUAG
Hirsutella rhossiliensis is the source of this 2562-nucleotide messenger RNA. RefSeq names its product 5'-3' exoribonuclease. Lineage: Eukaryota; Fungi; Ascomycota; Sordariomycetes; Hypocreales; Ophiocordycipitaceae. Bases 1 to 2562 code for a protein of 853 amino acids. The record is from RefSeq and is a predicted model, not a curated record. Gene Ontology annotation, biological process: nuclear-transcribed mRNA catabolic process. The transcript is spliced from 5 exons. Gene Ontology annotation, molecular function: zinc ion binding; 5'-3' RNA exonuclease activity; RNA binding. Gene Ontology annotation, cellular component: nucleus.